CGUCGGUGCGUCGCGCGCUGCCGCUGCAGUUUGCAUUGCGCUCGCGCUCAGAGGAGGAACAGGAGAGAGGGAGAGGAUCUGCCCUUCAUCUUCUUUCUCUUCUUCUUCUUCAUUGCGGACACUUUAAUCUUUUUCUUCUUUCACAUCGGAUCAUUUGUUUCUUCUUGUGUUUUUUUUUCCUGCUUAUCUUUACGGACUCACGCGCGUUAACAGGAGAAAGAGACGGAGCUAAAAACACACACAGAGAGAGAGAGAGAGAGAGAGAGAGAGAGAGAGAGAGAGAGUGUGUGUGUAAGUGUGUGAGUGAGUGUGUAAACGGAUCGGUGUGUAUCUGGAGUCUGCACCGGUGGGAUGUCGGUGGUGGUCUUGGCGCUCGUGACUCGUUAAUGGGACCGGAACUUGAUCAGUCUUCAUCAUCCUCAUCAUCAUCAUCAUCAUCACCGUCCACGCGCACAAGGAACAAACUGAGACUCGGCGCCUGGGAUGAACCUCAGCGUGGGCGGACGUAUUAAGUGAACCUCCACUUACCGUCACUUCGUCUGCUUCAAAUCCACCCUAUUUCCUUCCUUAGAACCACUUCGGGACGUAAAAAAAGACUCCGAGCAGGACGUCGGCGAGAGCAGACAGGAUGUGGGACGGUUUAAGAGUUCAGGUGUUCUUCUUGUGUUUAAUAGCGAUGUUAUGGAUUACGGCAGCGUCUCGAGGCCCUCAGGAACACGGACAUCGCCGCCGUCUUGCUUCUUACAGACACAGAGAGAGACGGAAGGAUGGUCACGUGCUCCAUCGCUCCAAACGAGGAUGGGUUUGGAAUCAGUUCUUCGUCAUUGAGGAGUACACGGGACCGGAUCCCGUCCUCGUAGGCAGGCUUCACUCCGACGUGGACUCGGGGGACGGCAACAUCAAAUACAUCCUCUCAGGUGAAGGAGCAGGAACUAUCUUCGUCAUCGAUGAUAAAACAGGCAACAUCCAUGCAACGAAGACGUUGGACCGUGAAGAACAAGCUGAGUACACGCUCACCGCGCAGGCCGUGGCCCGAGACACCAACAAACCUCUGGAGCCUCCGUCUGAAUUCAUCGUCAAGGUCCAGGACAUCAACGACAACCCGCCAGAGUUCCUGCAUGGACCCUACUACGCUCGUGUGGCUGAGAUGUCCAACGUCGGUACGUCAGUGAUUCAGGUCACGGCUACAGACGCAGACGAUCCGACGUACGGGAACAGCGCUCGGCUGGUCUACAGCAUCCUGCAGGGACAACCGUACUUCUCUGUGGAACCUCACACAGGGAUUAUACGCACCGCACUGCCCAACAUGGACCGAGAGGCUAAGCAGGAGUAUGACGUGGUGAUUCAGGCGAAGGACAUGGGGGGACACAUGGGUGGACUCUCGGGGACGACGCAGGUGAAGAUCACGCUAACGGACGUCAACGACAAUCCACCGAAAUUCGCACAAGGUGUUUAUUCGAUGUCAGUGAUGGAGGAUAAAGUGCCGGGAGAAGAAGUGGGCCGUCUGAAGGCCAAAGAUUCAGACCUGGGCGAGAACGGCCUGGUGGAGUACACACUGCUCGAUGGGGACGGAAUAAACUCGUUUGAGAUCAGCAAAGACUCAGAGACUCAGGAGGCUGUCAUCAAACUGAAGAAGCACGUGGACUUUGAGACGAAGCGGUCGUACACGCUGAAGGUGGAGGCGACUAACCCACACGUGGACCCUCGCUUCAUCAGCUGGGGGCCGUAUAAAGACACGACGCUGGUGAAAAUCUCUGUGGAGGAUGCAGACGAGCCGCCGACCUUCAUGGCUCCUGGUUACAGCUUUGAGGUGGAGGAGAACGCGCCGGGGGGAACCGUGGUGGGGCGCGUACAUGCCAAGGACACGGAUAUCGCUAACAACCCCAUCAGAUAUUUAAUCCCUCGCUACACAGAUCUGGAGGAGUUUUUCUCCAUUAACCCUGACGAUGGCAUCAUUAAAACCACGAGGCCUCUGGACCGGGAGACUCAGGCUUGGCACAACAUCUCCGUGAGCGCUACAGAGAAGGGUGGACAUCACCAGGACACUAAAGUCCGAGUGAACAUUAAAGUAAAGGAUGUGAAUGACAACGCUCCAGAGUUCGCCACACAGGACGAAGUGCUGAUGUGUGAAAACGUGGCUCCUGGAACGGCCAUAAAGACGGUGAGCGCGGUGGAUAAAGACGAGAUGGCGCACCGGCAGCAUUUCCACUUCAGUCUCUCUCCUAAAGUCGCCAAUAACCACAACUUCUCUCUGAAGGACAACAGAGACAGUACGGCUACGGUGGUGGUGAUCCGGAGAGGUUUCAGCAGGAUGACCCAAGACGUUUACGCUCUGCCCAUCGAGAUCAGCGAUAACGGCGUCCCUCCUCUCAGCAGCACCAACACACUCCUGAUCCGAGUGUGCAGCUGUGACGCCAAACACACCAUCCUGUCCUGUAACGUGGAGCCGUUGUUCCUGCCAGCAGGCCUCAGCACCGGAGCGCUCAUCGCCAUCCUCGCCUGCAUCGUCAUCCUGCUCGCGAUUGUGGUGCUCUUCGUGGCUCUGCGCCGGCAGAAGAAGGAGCCUUUGAUCGUGUUUGAGGAGGAGGACAUUCGCGAGAACAUCAUCACAUAUGAUGACGAGGGCGGCGGUGAGGAGGACACGGAGGCGUUCGACAUCGCCACUCUGCAGAACCCCGACGGCAUCAACGGCUUCCUGCCUCGCAAAGACAUCAAACCCGAGCUGAGCUACAGCGUCCGCGCCGGACUCAGACCCGCCGGCAACGGCGUCGAUGUGGACGAGUUCAUCAAGACGCGAGUGUGCGAUGCCGACAACGACCCGACGGCCCCCCCGUACGACUCCAUCCAGGUGUACGGCUACGAGGGGCGGGGCUCCAUCGCCGGCUCUCUGAGCUCGCUGGAAACGGUGACCACAGAUUCAGACCUGGACUACGACUACCUCCAGAACUGGGGGCCGCGUUUCAAAAAACUGGCCGAUCUGUACGGCACCAAAGACUUGGCACCCGAAGACAACUCUUAACGACAGAUCACAUUCGUCUUUGCAAAAAAAAUAACCCCGCCCACACAAAACCCCUCCCCUCCCCCUCCCCUCUUCCAUCACUUCCACUAACGACGUGUGCUGUGUGACGUUUACUAUAAGCAAUUCCACGACUUUCAUCUAUUUAGGUUGUUUUUUGUUCCUGUAUACGGCGAGUAUACCGUUAGGAAUCUUUUAUGUAGGCGUGAUCGGAACAGAUGGAGCAGAUUUUAAAAAAAUGUAGAAAAAAAUUAGAAAAUGAAUUCAAACACAUAUAUAUAAAAAACAACAACUACAAAAAACACAAAAAAGAAACACCUUCGUUACGGGACGUACGGAAAGUCAAAGCAGCGUAUGAGGGACGCGACGGAGUCGAUGCUGAUGGCUGAUACUGUGAACGAGCUCACGCCGGAGAGAGAAAAUAAACAGUUGCCUUAUUCACAAAACACACAGAAAUACGUCAGCGAUCUGAGAGGUGUCCCUCAUCAACAGCGCCUCCAUCAGGACAUCGGAGGACCGGCCCAAAACUCCGCUUAUUUUAUAUUAUUAUUAUUAUUAUUAUUAUUAUUAUUAUUAUUAUUAUUAUUAUUAUUAUUAUUAUUGUUUUUUAUUAUUAUUUUUUAUUUUAUUUUAUUUUUACUUUCAUCUGUAUUAUCUCUCUUACACAGAAAUAAGAAAAACAUGAACAAUAUUAAUAAAAAAAAUCUCCCUGAUGAACAGUUAAGCAGAAAGACACGUGAGCUCGGAAAAACCGCCUUAAAUCAUGGACACUCUCGCAGCGCAGUGCAUUUCUUUUAUAAAACCCAAAACUAUAUCCUAAAACCAACUAAACCCAUAUAACCUGUGUACAGUACCAGUGUGCAGAUAUGUCUCGAGGAUCAAACUCACGCCUACCUGUUUCACUUACGUCUUUUUAUUACGGUUAUUAUUUUAUUAUGAUAUAAUUAUUAUGACUAUCAUUAUUUUCAACGUCUUCAUUUUUUUUUCCUUUUCUUUAAUAUUUUUGGCGUAUUUUAUUCUCCCUUGUGAGAAAAAUAGCAAUCUGUCCUGUCGCAGUGAAAGAACGGCUAAUUUCUAUGUCGAUUUUAUGGUAACUAUUUGUACAAUUUUAAAAGUUCUUAUUUUAGUAUACAUACAAAUAUCAGUAUUUCGACAUGUAAGAAACUGUUACAGCAUCACACUUAUAUUUUAUGAACAUUGUACUGUUGCUUUAUUAUGUGCUUCAAUCUACGAAGCAGAAAAACUUUGAAAUA
Molecule: messenger RNA, 4269 nt
Organism: Tachysurus vachellii
Lineage: Eukaryota; Metazoa; Chordata; Actinopteri; Siluriformes; Bagridae
Gene: cdh11
Product: cadherin 11, type 2, OB-cadherin (osteoblast)
Exons: 12
Coding region: 629-3019 (796 amino acids)
Biological process (GO): multicellular organism development; calcium-dependent cell-cell adhesion; cell-cell junction assembly
Cellular component (GO): catenin complex; adherens junction; plasma membrane
Molecular function (GO): cadherin binding; calcium ion binding
Source: RefSeq, a predicted model, not a curated record